AUGCCUGCUGAGUUCCUUGCCAUGCACCCCCCUCCACUCUGGCUCACUCUCUACCACCUAGUCACCCGCCUCCCUGACACACUGCGUGCUGUCAGGGACCACUUCCUAGCUCGUUGCCCCACUGAGCUCACCAUUGCCCUCCUCGAGAAGGAGCUACUUGCAGCUGAGACUAGCAUAGUCGCUGUAGGUGCCUCUCGUGGCGACCCCCAUACCCCGUUCUUUGAGGGAUGUUCUCCUUCCCCCCUUCUUCCCUCUGUCGCCUCUGCUGCUGCUGUCGACCUUCUUGGUACUGAGAAGGUCGGCGCUGCGUCUGCCUCGAGCGGACGCCGUAGCGGCAAGGGCAAAGGGGGCAAGGGUGGUGGCGGUGACGGCGAGGGAGGCGGCGGUGGGGGCGGUGGAGGCAGUGGGGGUGGUGGCUCGGCUGGAGGGGCGAGUGGUAGCGGUGGGGGUGGUGGCGGCAGCGGCGGGGGAGGUGGCAGGAGUGGAGGCGGCGGUUGGGGUGGUGGUGGACGAGGCGGCGGCAGGGGUUGGGGUGGUCGAGGCGGUGGCAGCGGUGGUGGUGGCCGUGGAGGCACUGGCAGUGGCCAGGGCCAGCAGCACACUCCCUCGCCCCAGGAUGUCCGUGAGUGGUACUCUCAGCACGGGGGUGGGGGUGGUCUUAGCUGCACGUACGUCAUUCGCACUGGUGACCGCACUGGUCAGCAGUGUGGACGACCGCACGCCACACAGCGCUGCUUCUCUCGUCUCGACGACGCUUGGCGUGUUCAGUUCCCUCAGGCCACUGAGCUGCCCCGCUGGCUUGAUCUCCUGAAGAAGGGGAUUGAUAUCUAUGCUUUAGACUUUGAUGCUAUUCUAUCUGCCAUGUAUGUGAUGUCUACUAGUGGAGAGGGUGCCGAGUACUUGUGUGUGCCGCCCGACCCGGGCAUUAGGGCCAGUGCGUCUGCCGCUCCAGGUACUCGCGUGUCGGCUACCCCAGGUGCUGGUGAGGCUGCUGCUCUAGGUGCUCGUGUGUCUCCCCCCCUUGGUACUGCGUCGACUGCCGCACUGCACACCUUCACACUGGACUCAGGUGCUUCUCGCUGCUUCUUUCGUGACCGCACUGCCCUUGAGCCGCUUGCUCGGCCAGUUGCUGUCUCCCUUGCUGACCCCUCUGGGGGUCCGGUCAUUGCGACCUCUUCCACUGUCCUUCCCUGCCCUGCGGUCCCGUCGGGCACACUGUCAGGUCUCCACCUCCCCUCGUUCUCUACAAACUUGGUGGCAGGAUGUGCACUCCAGGACGGGGGUGUUCACCAGUUCACCCCUGCCUACGAGCGCGUGAUACACUGCACGUGUGCUCGUACGGGCCGUCACUUGGCUACCUUCACUCGGCAGCCGGGGUCGGACCUGUACACACUGACUACUGAGUCCCGUCAGGUUGCUGCGACUGCGUCCGCGUCCGCGUCAGGUCAGCUGUCCGCCCCCUGCUCGUGUCGCUCUUUGGCACACGAGACUGUCCUCUGGCACCACCGCCUUGGCCACCCGUCUGUGCAGCGGCUUCGUGCCAUGCACUCCCGGUACCUUGUCUCUGGCCUGCCCAGGGUCCUUCCUGCCCUCCCACCCUCGCCUGCUCCUACCUGUCUCCCCUGUGUCGAGGGACGGCAGCGCGCCGCUCCUCACUCCUCCUCGUUCCCCCCGACGACUGCUCCCUUGCAGACACUCCACAUGGACGUGUGGGGCCCAGCCCGCGUCCGUGGUCAGGGUCAGAAGAGGUACUUCCUGAUAGUUGUAGACGACUACUCGCGCUACACCUCGGUCUUCCCCUUGCGCACCAAGGGUGAGGUCCCUGAUGUCUUGAUCCCUUGGAUCCGCAGAGCCCGUCUCCAGCUCAGCGAGCGUUUUCACUCGGACUUUCCUGUCCUGCGCUUGCACUCUGACAGAGGUGGUGAGUUCUCCUCCGACCUCUUGGCAGCCUACUGUGCUGAGCAUGGCAUUGAGCAGUCGUUCACGCUUCCGGCUUCUCCACAACAGAAUGGGGUUGCGGAGUGCCGCAUUGGCCUGGUCAUGGAGGUCGCCCGUACCUCCUUGAUCCAUGCGGCUGCCCCCCACUUUCUGUGGCCGUUUGCGGUCCGGUUCGCUGCGCAUCAGCUCAACCUCUGGCCCCGUGUCUCCUUGCCGGAGACCUCGCCCACGCUGCUGUGGACGGGGGAGGUUGGCGAUGCGUCGCGUUUCCGGGUCUGGGGGUCUCGAGCUUUUGUCCGCGAUUCGUCUGCGGACAAGCUCUCCUCCCGUGCUGUUCCCUGCGUCUUCCUCGGCUUUUUCCCGGACGCGUCUGGUUGGCAGUUUUACCACGCCACCUCGCGCCGAGUCUUGCCCUCCCAGGACGUCACUUUUGACGAGUCUGUCCCCUACUACCGCCUCUUCCCCUACCGCACUGCCCCGCUCCCCCCCCCGCCUCUCUUCCUCGCGCCAGGUGCUGCUGUUGCAGACCCCCUCCCCCCUCAGGGUGCCGCUCCCUCAGAUGUGUCUCAGGUAGACCCGGUUGAGCCUGUUGAGGUAGCUGUCGACUCUCGUCCUGCUGGGGGUGCUGAGCCUGUGGGUGCUGAGCCUGGGGGUGUGGAGCCUGGGGGUGUGGAGCUUGGGGGUGUGGAGCUUGAGGGUGCUGAGAUUGGGGGUGUGGAGCCUCAUGGUGCUGAGUUGUGGAGUCCGGAGUCUGGGGGUUCUGAGUCUGGAGGUACUAGGCCUGGGAGUCCUCCACCUGGAGGAGCCCUCUCCUCGGAGCAGCUGCGUGCGUGGUACUUAGAGUACUGCAGCCUCCGGAGAGGUACCGCUCGAGCCGGACGUACUACUGGGACUGGUGCUGGUGCUUCCUCUCCCGUUCAAGAGCUCCCCUCCCGCGAGCGGAUCCGUGAGUGGUACGAGCGGCGCUGCACUCUUCCGAGUGGCGUGCCUCGUGUUACGGACCCCGCUGCUGUUGGAGCUGCUGCUGGUGCUGAGGACCCGGGCGUUGGAGCUGCUGCUGGUGCUGAGGAUCCGGGCGUUGGAGCUGCUGCUGGUGCUGAGGAUCCGGGCGUUGGAGCUGCUGCUGGUGCUGAGGACCCGGGCGUUGGAGCCGCUGCUGGUGCUGAGGAUCCGGGCGUUGGAGCUGCUGCUGGUGCUGCGGACCCGGGCGUUGGAGCUGCUACUGGCGCUGAGGACCCGGGCGUUGGAGCUGCCGCUGGUGCUGAGGACGUGGGCGCUGGAGCUACUGAUAGUGCUGUGGACCCUGGUGCGGGUGUCCCUGCUGGCUCUGGUGUCGCUGCUCGGUCUCGGCCGUACUUUGUUCCGCUCCUUCUGCAGGUUCUUGGUCAGCUUCCUCCUCCUUUUCCUCCUCCCUCCUUUGCGUGUCCUCCGCCUGUUCAGCUGCAGUCGGCGUUACCGUCUGCCUCCUCUCUCCCUGGUCCUGCUCCUUACACUGGUCUGACUGUAGGCACUCACCGGAUGGCGCUUCGUCCGUCCACUGCUCAAAAGCGUGUCCCACUGCCGUCUCCUCCUUCUUCCUCUCUUCCUGCUCUUGCUGACCCUGGGUCAGACUCUCUUCGUGCUACCAGUCCUACUGUCACGCGUCUCCUGGCUACUGUUGUCACUGACCCUUCCUUUGCGUCUGCUGCUGCGUCUGCCUUAGUUGCUGAGCUUGUCGACUUUGCUGCUCGCUGUCGUCUAGACUACGCUGCUAGCCUAGUUGCUGAGUCUGAGUCUGUCUGUCCUCCGUCCAUCGGGGGUGAGUUUGCUCUUGGCACUGACGUCCUUGAGGACAGGCAGGAGGAGUUUGAGUGCUUUGCUGCUACUUUGCCCCAUCUCGUGUCCAUGCUUGUUGCCCCUGAGGGAGACCCGGAUGCACCAGACAUCCCGACCCCACGCUCUUACGCAGAGGCAAUGGCCGGUCCCUACUCCUCUCAGUGGCAGUCAGCCAUGGACACAGAGAUGGCUUCCUGGAAGUCCACAGGCACCUACGUCGACGAGGUUCCCCUACCUGGGGCGAACAUCGUCAGUGGCAUGUGGAUUUUCAGGAUGACCACUCUUCGGGUUCUGCUGCACGUCGCCGCUCAGCGUGACUACGAGCUCCACUCGCUUGACUUCAGCACUGCUUUCCUGCAGGGCAGUCUGCACGAGGAGAUCUGGCUGCGCCGUCCACCUAGCUUCACUGGGUCGUUCCCUCCUGGUACCCAGUGGAGCCUCCGACGGCCAGUCUACGGUCUCCGCCAUACACCUCAUGAGUGGCACGACACACUGAGGACUACUCUUGCGGCUCUUGGGUUCGCGCCUUCUACUGCUGACCCGUCGCUGUUUCUACGCACCGACACCUCAUUGCCGCCGUUCUACGUCCUUGUGUACGUCGACGACUUGGUCUUUGCUACUGCUGACACUGUGGCACUCGCCCACGUGAAGUCCGAGCUGCAGAAGAGACACACGUGCACAGACCUGGGUGAACUGCGUAGCUAUCUUGGCUUGCGGAUCACCCGGGACAGAGCACGCCGCACCAUCACCUUGACUCAGUCACACAUGGUGCAGCAGGUCCUUCAGCGCUUCAGCUUCACGUACUCCUCGCCUCAGCCCACUCCUCUGCCUAACGGUCACUCGCUCUCAACUCUGCCUUCGGAUGAGUCCGUAGAGCCGAGUGGCCCGUAUCCAGAGCUUGUGGGUUGCCUCAUGUACCUGAUGACCUGCACUCGACCAGACCUUGCAUACCCCUUCAGCAUUCUUGCACGCUUUGUCGCUCCCGGCCGUCACCGGAAGGAGCACAUGGAUGCAGCUAAGAGGGUGUUGCGCUACUUGUGCAAUACGUCGGGCAUGGGGCUAGUGCUUGGAGGGCGAGUCCCAGUUGUUCUCACUGGGCACUCAGACGCUUCUUGGGCAGACGACCAGGCUACUCAGCGGUCGUCUCAGGGUUACUCCUUCAGUCUUGGCUCUGGUUCAGUUUCUUGGCGUUCUACUCGCUCUUCUUCUGUUCUCAGCUCCAGUUGUGAGGCUGAGAUCUACGCCACAGCCAUGGCGGCCCAGGAUCUACGCUGGCUCACCUACUUGCUGACCGACCUUGGAGAGCAGCCUCGUUCUUCUCAAGUGCUGUACGUUGACAACAAGGCAGCCAUUGCCUUGUGUGAGGAGCACAGACUGGAGCACAGAACGAAGCACAUUGCUCUGCGUUACUUCCUUGCUCGAGAGCUGCAGCAGCGUGGUCAUCUUCGCCUGCGUUACGUGGCCUCUGAGGCCAACACUGCUGAUGUGUUCACCAAGGCGCUUCAGCCUUGUGACCAUCAGCGCUUUUGCACUCUUCUAGGCCUUGUGCCUACUGGACCUCACUUGCUUACUUCUUGA
Molecule: messenger RNA, 5331 nt
Organism: Closterium sp. NIES-65
Lineage: Eukaryota; Viridiplantae; Streptophyta; Zygnematophyceae; Desmidiales; Closteriaceae
Source: the annotation of a GenBank genome assembly